Nannospalax galili (Upper Galilee mountains blind mole rat) is the source of this 2453-nucleotide messenger RNA. RefSeq names its product killer cell lectin-like receptor subfamily B member 1B allele B. The record is from RefSeq and is a predicted model, not a curated record. Lineage: Eukaryota; Metazoa; Chordata; Mammalia; Rodentia; Spalacidae. The coding region runs from base 21 to 674 and encodes 217 amino acids. The transcript has 6 exons.
CCCCCCAACUGCAAUCUGCAAUGCAUACACCAGUGGUCUAUGCUGUAGUAAACCUAGCCCACACUCGAGAGCCUAAACGUGACUCACCUCUGCCUCUUCCCCCAGAUGCCUGUCAGUGCCCAAGUUGGCAUCAGUGGGCUCUGAAACUCGGCUGUGCUGGGCUGAUCCUUCUUGUCUUGAGUGUGAUUGGGUUGAGUGUCUCAGUGCAAAUCUUGAUACAAAGGUCAUCGAUAGAAAAAAAUAGUGUGGUUGUUCAAGAAAACAUGACUGAAAUAACAGAGAGAACAGCUAUAUUAAAGUGCCCAACAGAUUGGGGUCUUUAUACAGAUAAAUGCUUAUUUUUUUCUCAAGCUUCCCAAACUUGGGAUAACAGUUCAAAUGACUGCUCUUCAAAAGAAGCCACUUUGCUGCUUAUUCAAGAUCAAGACGAACUGAGAUACAUACAGGACUUGGCAAAGAAAACAGAAAAAUUAUUUUGGAUUGGGCUAAAAGCUAUGGUGUCAAAAAGUACCUGGAAAUGGAUAAAUGACUCUAGUUUAAAUUCUCAUAUAUUACAAAUCACAGGUGAAGUGAAAGAAAACAGCUGUGCUCUCAUUUCAAAGACAAACGUGAUUUCUGAGAGCUGCUCUUCAGACAAUUCCUGGAUCUGCCAAAAGAAGCUAAAGCCUGUCUGAAAUCAAAAGCUUCGUGACUCCUGACUGCGGAUCCCACCUCGACCACUGCGCUUUCCUCACAGAUCUCUGCAUUUUCACUGUCUUACUUGGUCCUCCCAGUGCACGUUGAGUGUCACACAGCAUGAACUCUAAACCACUGUGACUCUUACAUCCAUGUCCAGUUUCUGUAUUCUGUGAAUGAGGACGCAGAUGCUGAUGGGCCAUUCUAAGAGAGGUGCUUGAUGGAAGGAAGCCCAGGCCAGCUGAGGGAACUGGAUUCUAACUCUGGAGUCCAUGUGGUCUUCACUGAUCUCUGUGCCUGAGAGCAUCUGCAGAAGAGCUGCAGCAAAGAUUUCCAAAGUCCUGGGCAUCACUCAUCAUCUGUUUUCCCCUGUGCCAUCACACAGUUGGUAGUAGAACAGGUCUGAGAGAAAUUCGAACUCCUCAGAACAGAUCAGGCUUCCUCUUGGUUAAACCUUGUCUCCCUUUUCUGAUGCCGUUCCAUCAUUAACUCUACUAUUUACCCUCAACUCCCUUCUCUCAAUAAUUUUACUUCAAAAUUAUUUCAAAACUCUGCAUGGACUUCCUGGCUUCCACUUGUGAUUAUUCCUUUAAUAACUAUUUUGAUUCAUAACCACAGAUAGGGCAUUCUUUAACCUCAGAUAGUAUCUGAGGCUUAUUUCUCUUUUGCUGUAACUACCCACUUACUGUUUACACCAAUGUAUUUAAAGUGUCUUGAUCUACGUCUUUUCUUUGUUCUGUUAUUAUAAAAACUUCAUGAAACUGUUAACAUGUUACAACACGGAAUUUGGGGUCAUCUAAAUCUGUGUUCCCAGCCAUAAUCACUCCUAUUUAGUUCCAAGACAAACUCUCUCGUCCCUUUGAGGCAAGAGUUAUGCUUUUGCAUCAACAAUACACACACACACACACACACACACACACACACACACACACAUUGGAAACUACGAGAGAAUGUAUGGUGUUUGUCUUUCUGAAUCUUGGUUACUUAGUAUAUUUUCUAGUUCUAUACAUUUUCCUGCAAACUUCAUAAUUUCAUUCUUCUUUAUGACUGAUUAUAUAUAUGUGCCACAUUCUUUAUCCAUUCAUCUGCUAAUGGGCAUGUAGACUGAUUCUGUUUCUUAGCUGUUGUGACUAGGGUAACAAUAAGCAUGGAUAUUCAAGUAUCCCCAGGUUAGGAUUCAAAGCCCAUUGAAUAAGAUCCCUAGGAGUGGCAUAGCUGAGCCAUGUGGUAGUUCUGUUUUUAGUUUCUUGAGGAACCUCCGCCCAGGUUUCCAUAGUGGCUACACCAGUUUACAUACCCACUAACAGUAAAGAAGUGUUCCUCUUUCUCUGCACUGUCUCCUGUAUUUGCCAUAAAAUUUUUUCUUAAUGAUAGUGUGAACAAAAAAUCUGAGAACAAAAUGUGCAUCUUCAAACCAAACCUUCUACAAGGGUCAUCAAUUAAUUAGAACUUCAGUGAUUAUGGAGAGUUUGGAAUGUUGCAGGUACAGAGCCUAAUUACCAUUUAUCUUGGGCUAUCUUUAGCCCCCUAAAUAGCCACUCCUUGCCUGACUCUGUUUCUGAGUUAAUAUUCUGUGACUAACAGAUAAAAACCUUUUGAGCCAGGCAUGGUGGUGCAUGACACUGAUCCAACACUUGGGAGACAGAGGCAGAAGAUCUCUGUGACGUAGAAGCAGGCCUGGUAUAUAUAACUCCAGGUUACAUAGUUCUAGUCCAAUGUGGACUACAGGGAGACCCUGUCUCAAAACACCAAAACAAAACAAAACAAAAUUUUUUGAA